AUGCGACUGAAAGGAUCAAAAGGGCGGCAACCAAGCAUAAAAAAGAAGUGGGAAGAGCAUGAGAUCGCUGCAGACGUGAUGGUGGUGGGCGAGCCGACCCUGAUGGGAGGUGAGUUUGGAGACGAGGACGAGCGGCUGAUCACGCGGCUGGAGAACACGCAGUACGACGCCACUAACGGUCUGGACGACGACGACGACUUCCACAGCUCCCCUGCGCUGGCAGCACACAACAGCGCACCCUGGGCCACCAAGCCCCCUAGUGGUGCGGAGGGGAAGGCCGAGAGCACCGCCGCACAGCCCACUCAAUAA
Molecule: messenger RNA, 309 nt
Organism: Knipowitschia caucasica
Lineage: Eukaryota; Metazoa; Chordata; Actinopteri; Gobiiformes; Gobiidae
Source: the annotation of a GenBank genome assembly